AUGGCUCCUGCACAGAGUGCUCGCCAGGGCCGGCAGGCUCGGAAGCCUGUCCUCAACGCCCGGAAGCUCAAACGAAAAAGGAACGAAGAACAGCUGGCCUCGCUCGGUCAGCGUGUGGAGGAGCUCGAUCCCAAGGCUCAACUCGAAUCGUUCUCCGAACUCCCUCUUUCUGAACCCACUGCCAACGGCCUGGCGGCUUCUCAUUAUAAGACGAUGACUGAUAUCCAAGCUCGUGCCAUUCCCUUUGCUCUCAAAGGAGCCGACAUUCUGGGAGCUGCGAAGACGGGCAGCGGAAAGACGUUGGCGUUCCUGAUCCCGGUUCUCGAAAACUUGUACCGCAAGCAAUGGACUGAAUACGACGGCUUGGGGGCACUGAUUAUCUCUCCGACGCGCGAAUUGGCCAUCCAGAUCUUCGAGGUCCUGCGGAAGAUUGGCCGAUACCACACGUUUUCCGCCGGUUUGGUCAUCGGCGGUAAGAGUCUGAAGGAAGAGCAGGAACGCCUCGCGAGGAUGAACAUUCUCGUCUGUACCCCGGGACGGAUGCUGCAGCAUCUGGAUCAGACCGCCGAGCUCGACGUGUACAAUCUACAGAUGUUGGUGCUGGACGAGGCAGAUCGCAUCAUGGACAUGGGUUUCCAACAGACGGUGGAUGCGAUCAUUGAGCACCUACCGAAAGAACGCCAGACGCUGCUUUUUAGCGCAACUCAAACCAAGAGAGUUUCCGAUCUGGCGCGGUUGAGUCUCCAGGAUCCGGAAUACGUUGCCGUUCACGAAUCCGCCGAAACUUCGACGCCCACGACGCUUCAGCAGCACUACGUGGUGACCCCGCUCCCUGAGAAACUCAAUACUUUGUGGAGUUUUAUCCGGAGCAACCUGAAGGCCAAGACGCUGGUGUUCUUGUCUUCCGGGAAACAGGUUCGGUACGUAUACGAGUCGUUCCGGCACCUGCAACCCGGUGUUCCAUUGCUCCAUCUACAUGGCCGGCAGAAGCAGGGUGGACGGCUGGACAUCACCACCCGAUUCUCCCGAGCGAAGUACGCAGUCCUGUUUGCGACAGACGUUGCGGCACGCGGCUUGGACUUUCCCGCUGUGGACUGGGUCAUCCAGCUGGACUGCCCUGAAGACGCUGAUACCUACAUUCAUCGAGUGGGAAGGACGGCUCGAUAUGAGCGGAAUGGACGGGCUGUCCUCUUCCUGGACCCGACUGAGGAGGAGGCGAUGCUGAAACGGCUUGCACAGAAGAAGGUUCCGAUCGAACGGAUCAAUGUGAAAGCCAAGAAAAAGCAGAGCAUCAAGGAUCAAUUGCAGAAUAUGUGCUUCAAGGACCCGGAACUGAAAUAUCUGGGCCAGAAGGCGUUCAUCUCCUACGUCAAAUCGAUCUAUCUUCAGAAGGACAAAGAAGUCUUCAAACUCAAAGAGCUGCCGUUGGAGGAGUUUGCAGCCAGCCUGGGACUUCCAGGAGCGCCUCGUAUCAAAUUCAUCAAGGGAGAGGACAGCAAAGCCCAAAAGAACCAGCCCCGGGCUCUGCAAAAGCUAUUGAACGAAGAGGAGUCUGGUGAGGAGAACGGCGAGAAGAAGGCCAAGAAGAACGGAGAGGUCAGAACGAAGUAUGACCGCAUGUUCGAGAGACGCAACCAGGACGUGUUGGCGGAUCAUUACUCGAAGCUUAUCAACGACGAUGGAACGGCGAUAGCAACUGGCCAAGCCAAUGGCGACACCCAGGACGCAGACGCAGACGACGAGUUCCUCUCGGUGAAGCGUCGGUACGAAGCCGGCGACGAAGGUCUCGAUGACGGCCUCUCGGAAGCUUCAAGUGUGAGGAAGGAUGUUAAGGUGGUCCACAUCGACGGCAAGGAGCCGCUGGUCAUCGACUCGAAGCGCCGCGAGAAGCUACUCAAGUCGAAGAAGAAGUUGCUCAAAUACAAGAGCAAGGGGACCAAGCUGAUCUACGACGAAGAGGGCAAUCCCCACCAGGUCUACGAGUUGGAAGACGAAGAGAAAUUCAAGGCGCAGGGUGACGCCAAGGAACAGAGGGCCAAGUUCUUGGAGGCCGAGGCCGAGAAGACGAGACUGGCCGAUAUCACGGAUAAGGAGAUCGCGAGACAGAAGCGGAGAGAGAAGAAGGAGAAGCGGAAGGCCCGCGAGAGGGCGCUGCGGGAGCAGCAAGCUGGCCCGACUGCUGUCCUGGCUCCCUACGAGGAGGAAGACGAAGGCGAUGUCGAAGGCGAUGUCGACAUGGCGAGUGUCUCGGAGCAUGACGAAGAAUAUGAAGAGAAUGAAGAAGAAGAGACCCGUCCAGCGAAGAGACAGAGAAUGUCGUCCGAGGACGACGCUUCUUCAGAAGAAGAAGAGGAAGAAGAAAAAGAAAAAGAAAAAGAGAGCAAGAAACGCCCCGCGAAGCGUUCCAAACGCACUCACAAGGAAGGCCCGGCUCCCGGAGAACCGGUGGAAGUCAAUACGCUGGAGGAUCUGGAGGCGCUGGCGACUGGGUUGCUGGAGUGA
Rasamsonia emersonii CBS 393.64 is the source of this 2502-nucleotide messenger RNA. RefSeq names its product RNA helicase. Gene Ontology annotation, molecular function: ATP binding; RNA helicase activity; nucleic acid binding. Lineage: Eukaryota; Fungi; Ascomycota; Eurotiomycetes; Eurotiales; Trichocomaceae. Gene Ontology annotation, biological process: rRNA processing. Gene Ontology annotation, cellular component: nucleus. Bases 1 to 2502 code for a protein of 833 amino acids. The transcript has a single exon. The record is from RefSeq and is a predicted model, not a curated record.